This is a messenger RNA of Solanum pennellii, 2543 nucleotides long. RefSeq names its product PHD finger protein EHD3. The transcript has 7 exons. Bases 203 to 2014 code for a protein of 603 amino acids. NCBI's taxonomy places the organism in Eukaryota, Viridiplantae, Streptophyta, Magnoliopsida, Solanales, Solanaceae. The record is from RefSeq and is a predicted model, not a curated record.
AAACUACACAAAAAGCGGAAAAUGCCCUCUUUGUUUUCAAAAUUUUUGAAGUACUCUCUAGGAUAAGACCUAGUUCUCUCUCUGCCAUUUUUCAGACUGAAUCACUCAAAAAUCUCCAUAGAUAUACUCAGUGGAAACUUACUUUUCUUUGCUACAAAGAUUUUGGAAUUAGGGUUUUGGUUGAUUGGCCAAGGAGGCAGAAAUGGUUGGUGAAGAUAAAGGAAAGAGUGCUGGUGCUAAUGUUGCACCAGGUUUCUUGGCUGAAAAUGGUCAAACUCUAAAGAAAUUAAAGGGCCACCUAGUUGAAGACAAGGAUGGUGAUAUGAAUCUUGAUGGUUCAUCAGAUGUUGUUUGUCGGACUUACAAGAGGCGGAAGCGUACAAAAGUGGUAGAAGAUGGCUUUGUGGUGGGGCACUCUGCUGGUCAGAGUACUAACAAGUCGAUGAAUGGACCAGUAGAUACAGCUCUUAACAAAAGUUCUUGCAUGCAAGCUAGUGUAGCUCAUAUGGAACCACAUGGUCUUCUGAAUGAUUCCGGUGAUUUGCUUGUUAGAAAUUGGAAGGGUGCUGCUCUAAAGCAGAUGUUUCAAUCAUUAGAGAGUGAUGGUGGUCUGAAAGGAUGUAUUCAAGAGGCACUGGCAUCACAUUCAGAAGCCAGUUGUGCUGUUGAAGCUAAGGAAUCUGGAAAAUGUUGUGAAGAUGGGAACCGAGGUUCUCUGCCAUCACAGCCUGUGUCCUAUGGAAUCCAGAAUGGAACAAAAGCAGUGCCUGAUGGAUCAGUGGAUGAGCCAAAAAGUCGCACAGUGACAGAGUUCUGUCAGCACAUGUUUCUUGAUAUUGUCAAAUCAGAAAAGUUUGCUCAGCUAUGUCACGUGCUCUUUGAAAAUUUCGAAGGAAUGAAGGCUGACAAAUUUUUUGAUAUUAGUCGCAUUCACUCAAGGAUGAAAGAUGGAUCUUAUGAGGGCUCAUCCCUCCUUUUUCACUCAGAUAUUCAACAGAUGUGGACAAAGCUUAAUGAAGUUGGCAGUGAAAUGAUUUCUCUUUCAAGGGGUCUUUCAGAAAUAUCUACAGGUUGUUUCCGAGCUCAGGUGAACGGUUCAGUGCAUGAAAACACUGAAGAUACAAAAGAGGAGUUAGUUGCUAAAAUGGAACAAGCAGAGACCUAUGGUGUAAAUAAAAGAUGUGCUUGCCAAUGUUGUGGAGAGAAAGCGGAUAGUGGGGAUAGUUUAGCUUGUGAUUCAUGUGAGGAGAUUUAUCAUCUCGCUUGUGUUGAGCCUACUGUUAAAGAAAUUCCCAUAAGAAGUUGGUAUUGUCCCAAAUGCACUGCCAAAGGAAUGGAUUCUCCCCAUGACAACUGUGUAGUAUGCGAAAGACUCACCACGUCUAGCUCAGUGAUAAUUGAAAAUGAGGUUGAAGACCUUACAUCUGAAGAUAUGGUUCAAGAAUUGGAGGAUAGCACAAACGGUUUAGUGGAUGGUGAACUUAAACUCUGUGAAGGAGUUGAGGAUUCGCCCUUUUGCAACGUAUGUAGAACUGUGGUGAGUAAUGACAAUGUUAGAAUAUGUGGUCAUUCCUUCUGCCCUCACAAGUUUUACCAUGAGAGGUGCUUGACCAGAAAGCAGUUGGAUGCUUCUGGCUCCUGCUGGUACUGCCCCUCGUGUCUGUGUAGAGCUUGCCUGAAUGAUUGUGACGAUGACAAAAUCGUACUUUGUGAUGGCUGCGAUCAUGCAUACCAUAUUUUCUGCAUGCAACCACCACACACUUCAAUUCCUGUAGGGAAAUGGUUUUGCAAAAAAUGUGAUGUACAGAUACAGCGCAUACGCAAAGCAAGAAAGGCAUUUGAGUCUUCUGAAAAUGAAGCGAAGAAGAGAAAAGAACAAUGUGGAGAAUUAGGUGUACCAAAAGGUAAGGAGAAGGAAGCUUUAAAUGAAUCUGGAGGUAUGGAAAUGCUUCUAGAUGCUGCCCAAACUCUCAACUACCAGGAGGAUUUAGCUGCUUUAGGAUCAAAAGACUGAUAGGACUCAAAUCAUUGCAUGAAUUAUGGUAGCUCUGUAUAUGAAGGAUGUGGUUCGGUUCCAGUUGACAGUGGUACAUGACCUGUUUACCGGUGGUUUGGCCUGUAAGGAAGAUACUAGUGGUGAACUUUCAGAUAUUGGUAGCAUACAAUUUCUUGUCUAACUAAUAGUCCUUACAAGCCAUGCCUGUAGUGUUGCAGAUUGUAUUUUCUAGUACAUAUUGCUUGUUGGGGUUGCCAGCAACAGCAACUGCUGUUCCAUGUGGUUGUAAAAUGAGAGAACCGACUUCCUGAAUGUCAAAAGGAAUUUCUCUAUUCUUCUUUGUUGUUUAUGACAUAUGUUUAGGGAUAGCAAACAGGGCAGUUCAGGGUAAACCUGGGAAUUUCUCUAUCCUGAUUUGUUGUUUAUGCCCUUUGUUUAGUGAUAGCAAACAGGGCGGUUUCAGGGUAAACCCGUUUAAACCUGUGAAGACUUCAACCUGUUCCCCGCAUAAUUUGAAAAUAGAAACUUCAAACAACAGUUGUUUUUC